This is a messenger RNA of Argentina anserina (silverweed cinquefoil), 1392 nucleotides long. RefSeq names its product probable beta-1,3-galactosyltransferase 14. Gene Ontology annotation, molecular function: galactosyltransferase activity. Bases 40 to 1083 code for a protein of 347 amino acids. The transcript has 7 exons. Gene Ontology annotation, cellular component: Golgi membrane. The record is from RefSeq and is a predicted model, not a curated record. Lineage: Eukaryota; Viridiplantae; Streptophyta; Magnoliopsida; Rosales; Rosaceae.
CCCUAGACUCCCUCUAGGGUUCCCCCCACCCACCCCACGAUGCCUUCCUCCCCCAAGUUCUUCCACCCCCGCCAACCCCCCGCCGGCCGCCGUUCAACGGUCCGCAUCAUCUCCUUCAGCCUCGUCUUCGGCCUCUCCGGCUUCAUCUUCGGCCUCAUCGCCCUCCGCAGCAGCCAGUACCGGUGCCUCGCCACCCCCUCCAGAUCGGUCCGCAUCGUCUGGGAGAAAAUCGCCACCGCCAAAAGCAACGACAACGGCCUCGUUCUGAGCUCCACAGAUGCCAACACCCGCCGCCAUAAGGUCAUGGGCUUCGUCGGCAUUCAGACCGGGUUCGGAUCCGUCGGAAGAAGAGAGUCGCUUCGGAAGACUUGGAUGCCGUCCGAUUCUCAGAGCCUUCAACGAUUGGAAGAGGCCACUGGUUUGGCGUUUAGGUUUAUUAUUGGUAAGAGCAAGGAUGAAGCAAAGAUGGUGGAGCUGGGGAAGGAAGUGGCGCGAUACGAUGAUUUCUUGCUGUUGGAUAUUGAAGAGGAGUACAGUAAGCUCCCCUACAAAACAUUGGCUUUCUUCAAAGCUGCGUAUGCGCUUUAUGAUUCCGACUUUUAUGUGAAAGCCGAUGACGACAUUUAUUUGAGGCCAGAUCGCCUUUCAACUCUCUUGGCAAAAGAGCGGUCUCACUCUCAGACUUACCUUGGAUGCAUGAAGAAAGGUCCAGUCUUCACGGAUCCAAAGCUUAAAUGGUUUGAGCCACUAGGGUAUUUGCUGGGGAGUGAAUACUUUUUCCAUGCUUAUGGUCCACUGUAUGCUCUUUCUGCCGAUGUUGUUGCAAGUUUGGUUGCUCUUAGGAAUAACAGUUUUCGGAUGUUUAGCAAUGAGGAUGUUACAAUUGGCGCGUGGAUGCUUGCAAUGAAUGUCAACCAUGAGAACAAUCAAGCACUAUGUUCGCCAACAUGUACAGGAUCAUCCAUUGCUGUGUGGGAUAUUCCCAAGUGCUCAGGGCUCUGCAAUCCGGAAAAGAAAUUGUUAGAACUACAUCAAAUGGAUAGCUGUACAAAAAGUCCAACAAUGGAAUCGGAUGAUGAGUAGCAGUCUUGCAUCUGUUUGCUCAUUCAGGAGUUAAUCCUUGUAUAUUGCAUGAGUUUGUUCUUAUGAGUUUGUCCUAUUUUGAUAGGCCCACGCGGCCACGUUUGGCCGUUAUACGAUGAAAAACAGAAAUCUGUAGUCCUUGUGUUUAGGGUGAAGGAUAGAAAGAGAGGAAAGUGUGGAAAAAGGGUAAGGUUCGCAGUUGCAGGAUUUUAGUAACAUAAGUAGUUGCUGGUGUUGUAACGUAAUCAUUCAUCUUAAUUUUUAAUUCAAAAUAUCAUUCUUUCGAAUUUCCGGAUACAUGUCGAAAAG